GAAGCGGAGGGUGGGGACACUCUGGCCCGGCUCUCGGUGGUGCGAGAGCGGGCGGGAGCAGCGGCCGCUCUGGUCGGCGGACGUGCUGCCGAGCAGUCCCGGAAGCGAAGCAGCGAUGGCGGAGAGUCCGACUGAAGAGGCGGCGACGGCGACGGCAGGCGCCGGGGCGGCGGGCCCCGGGGCGAGCGGCGUCGCUGGCGUUGUUGGCGUUAGCGGCGGCGGCGGCGGGUUCGGGCCGCCUUUCCUGCCGGAUGUGUGGGCGGCGGCGGCGGCGGCGGGCGGGGCCGGGGGGCCGGGGAGCGGCCUGGCUCCGCUGCCGGGGCUCCCGCCCUCGGCCGCUGCCCACGGGGCCGCGCUGCUUAGCCACUGGGACCCCACGCUCAGCUCUGACUGGGACGGCGAGCGAACCGCGCCGCAGUGUCUACUCCGGAUCAAGCGGGAUAUCAUGUCCAUUUAUAAGGAGCCUCCUCCGGGAAUGUUCGUCGUACCCGAUACUGUUGACAUGACCAAGAUUCAUGCAUUGAUCACAGGCCCAUUUGACACUCCUUAUGAAGGGGGUUUCUUCCUGUUCGUGUUUCGGUGUCCACCCGACUAUCCCAUCCACCCGCCUCGGGUCAAACUGAUGACAACGGGCAAUAACACAGUGAGGUUUAACCCCAACUUCUACCGCAAUGGGAAGGUCUGCUUGAGUAUUCUAGGUACGUGGACUGGCCCAGCCUGGAGCCCGGCCCAGAGCAUCUCUUCUGUGCUCAUCUCCAUCCAGUCCCUGAUGACUGAGAACCCUUACCACAAUGAGCCUGGCUUUGAACAGGAGAGACAUCCAGGAGAUAGCAAAAACUACAAUGAAUGUAUCCGGCACGAGACCAUCAGAGUUGCAGUCUGUGACAUGAUGGAAGGAAAAUGUCCCUGCCCAGAGCCCUUACGAGGGGUGAUGGAGAAGUCCUUUCUCGAGUAUUACGACUUCUAUGAGGUGGCCUGCAAAGAUCGCCUGCACCUUCAAGGCCAGACCAUGCAGGACCCUUUUGGAGAGAAGCGGGGCCACUUUGACUACCAGUCCCUCUUGAUGCGCCUGGGACUGAUCCGUCAGAAAGUGCUGGAGAGGCUCCAUAAUGAGAAUGCUGAAAUGGACUCUGAUAGCAGCUCGUCUGGGACAGAGACGGACCUGCACGGGAGCCUGAGGGUCUAGGCCCUCCUCCCCGCUCCCCUUCCCCCAACUCGAAAGUCCGGCAGAGUCCCUUCCCCUCACCCCAGGGAUGGAGAGGCACUGCGUAUCUCCCUCCAAAAUGACGUCAUCCCGCAAGAUGGCAACAACCAAGCAAGCUCGGAUCCCAGGGUGUGGGAGUGGGGGUUGUUCCCCAUCUGACCUCCUUGGCGCUGGAGCAUCUGGGGCUGUUUGUCCCAUAUCAGGGGCCAAGGUACCUUUCCAGGAGCACCCAGGGCGAGGGCCUCUGAAAAACAAACAAAGCAACCAACACACCUCUCCACAGGGCCAGCUCCUUAGGGCCGGGUGGAAGACAAAUUGUAUUUCCAAGAGGGGGUGUGCCCACGUGAUUUAUGGGGAUGUCUGGAAGGGAACACGGGGUGGGGGGCUGUCUGGGACACGUAACAGUCUGGGUGGUUGUCUGUCUGUCUUCAGUCCUGAAGCCAGGCUUCCCAAUGCCCUUCCCCUCCCUGCCCCCCCUUUCCCCAUGGGCCAGCAUAAUUUUGUUUUUCCUAAUUUAUAGUCACUGUUCUAGACAGACCAAAGAGCAGGAACAGUGGUGGAGUCUAGGCUGCUGAUCAGUAAGCUUUACCUGGCACCUGAGCACCUUUCUCCCCUGCUCCCCUCCCUCACCCUUUUCUCAGUUUAAGACAGAAGGUAAAUGUGACUGGGACUGAACCAAGGUCUUGGUAAAGCCUGCAUGGCGCUGUAAGAAGCUGAAGAUCCUCUUUGUUCCCGCAAUCACUGAUUUGAAAAGUUCCCAGCACAAGCAGCUGCUGUGUGUAUGGGAUUAGAGCCACUACAUAGAAUAGUCUCUUGCAGAUUUUCAUAAAUGCUAGUCACCAUGAGGGUGUUUCUCUUGGGGUGGGGUGCAGGGGGAAGACUGAUGCUAGUCCUUACUGUAUUUUGUUUGGCUGUCCUUGUGUGUUCUCAGCCCAGCUUGUCCCCCUCCUCACUUCAACCCCUAGGGAUUUGAGGGGAGCAAGGGUAGCCAAUGGCAAAAGGGGGUUAGGGCUGGGACUCUGGAGACUCCUCCCCUCCUCUCCCUUCCCCCUCCAGCUGCUCUUUGUCACUGGCUCCGAUGGCCAUUUGCCUGGCUGUGUUGCUUCUGUCUGUAUUUAGCUGCAGUGAUCCUUUAGCUGGUUGGCUCAGAAAAAAACAACAAAACCGUGCAUUGGGUGCCCUGUACUACUGGGCAUCGAGGGAAUCCAUCGUUCCCCUUCUUGGUGUGUUCUCCCCGCACUUCCAGAUCCUUGUUAGGGCUCCCAGGGGUGUUGGUGAUGCACGUGACGCAGGGCCGCAGUCAGGAUCCAGCCGUGCUGAAGGGAGAGGAUGGCGUGUGCCUGCUCCUGCUGCUGCCCUGGGAUCACGGGACUCUCCUGGUGUGAAGGAGGAGGGCAGGAGCAGUGACGCUGGACAGGGAAUGGGGGGCUUGGGAACGCAAGUUUAUCUUGGACACCUGAAGGCAGGGUCUGCGCAGACUCAGAGGGACCCCACUUCGUUUCCUUCCAUUCCUCGAGCCAGUCCGGGGCUUAGAACACUGCUGGUCUGUGGGCCCAGUGUUGGCAGUCAUCCAUUUCAGGUGUUCCCACUUUCCGAGUGACAAUCCUCUCCCGGGCCCUGCCGUGGGGCAGAGCACGUCUGGCAUCGCAGCCUGACCUUGACGCCCUAAUCUUGAGUUUAGGAAAUAUAUGCACAGGAGUCAGAGAUGUCUUUAUAUCUGUACAUAAAUGAAGUUUUUUUUUUUUCUUUUUGGUGCAAUAAAGUUUGUUUUGGCAGAAGGAGGAAGCGCCUGAGGGUGUGGGAGGAUUGGAGUAAAGCAUGGAGUCCUCUGGAAGUGGGGGAAGGCGAGCACUCGGUGUGUUGUCUGGAAGGUGGGAGCAGGAGCAGGGCCCUUCUCUGUUUAAGGCUGUCACUCUGGCAGUUAAUGGGGGACGGCAUUCUCACCGCACCUGCUCUGAUGCUCUGGGAACCCUUGUCCCACAAGGAGAUAAAGGUAGAGAUGGGCUCCAACUAAGAGAAGGAAGUGUCAGUGGGGAGAGUCUAUUGGGUGUCCAAGCCAGCGCUGCUUAGGGAUUUAGCAUUUAGACCGUGAAGACUAUGAAAGCCUUAAAUCCCAACCUCUCCCCCGGCUGCCUCUUCACCUGCUCUAGAUUGCUGCUUUCUGACAGAGGCUUUUCCUCUUGGCUGACCACGUGUGUAGAAGUCUACACAACAUCAUGUCCUGCCAGCCUGCACCGUGCCAAGCACUGACAGAGCUUGGGCUCAGGGUCGUCAUUCUGGCCUCCAGCUUCGGCUCUGCUUAAGCUGGCAGCCUCUGGUGAAUUCCUUUGAUUUGCCAUCUGUGACAUUAAGGACACCUACUUCACUUUUAAGGUUGGUGAAGGUUAAAUGAGGUGUGUAUAAAAUGGCACAGUGAUUCCCUCAGCCACUGCUAGGUUACAGGGACCUGCUCAGCAGUCCCUGUUGAGGAAGCAAAGCUAGUGUGGAGUGAGAACCAAGAUGCAGCCUUCACUAUUGAGUCCCCUCAGAUUCCAUCAUUUUCCUCCAGCUUAGCCACCACCUAACACCGGCUAUGUUUCCCUCAUGGCCUGGACCUUCUAUGGCAGAGGCUGGAGGAGACUGAAUAUUAUUCCCUCAUCUGUUAGGGUCUGUGACUAAGAAAGAACGUUAAAGGAAGAGAUUUUAAUUAGCAAAGCUCUGAUUUCUAUCUUAACAGCUGCAGAGAAACCAGACCAUCUAGGUAGGAGACACAGCUUGCGUCCUGGGCCCGCCUCUUCCGUGAACUUGUAGAUGACCUGUGCAAGUCAUUAUAUAUGUGCUUGCUGUUCUCUGUGUUACUCAGGUUAUCCUUACUGGAUAAAUGAGGUUUUCUCCAAUAAAGAUGCAAUGUGAAGGCACUUUUAAAAAAUAAAAUAUUGGGGGAAGAAAGAAAA
This is a messenger RNA of Oryctolagus cuniculus (rabbit), 4137 nucleotides long. RefSeq names its product ubiquitin conjugating enzyme E2 Z (gene UBE2Z). NCBI's taxonomy places the organism in Eukaryota, Metazoa, Chordata, Mammalia, Lagomorpha, Leporidae. Gene Ontology annotation, biological process: negative regulation of apoptotic process. Gene Ontology annotation, molecular function: cysteine-type endopeptidase inhibitor activity. The record is from RefSeq and is a predicted model, not a curated record. Gene Ontology annotation, cellular component: nucleus.